This is a messenger RNA of Salmo salar (Atlantic salmon), 2703 nucleotides long. It is a transcript of the gene lhfpl4b, whose product is annotated as LHFPL tetraspan subfamily member 4b. The record is from RefSeq and is a predicted model, not a curated record. NCBI's taxonomy places the organism in Eukaryota, Metazoa, Chordata, Actinopteri, Salmoniformes, Salmonidae. Gene Ontology annotation, biological process: sensory perception of sound. Gene Ontology annotation, cellular component: plasma membrane.
CCUGCUCUCCUCUUUCCGUUUGUGACGGAGGUAAAUCUCCCUGCUUGAUGCUGAUGGUUUGGGCCUGUACAUGUUGUUGUUCAUCCAGCCUCCCAUCAUUCCACGGAGAGAAACAGAGAGUCUCUUUUGAAAUGGUCUAUUUCUCCAUCACUCCCUCGUUCGUUCGGGACCGGAUCGUGUCGGCAUUUCUAAUCUAAAUCAUCUGUUCUGAUUUCUGGUUGGUCGAUCUACAUUAAGGGGACAGAACCACAGCAGUCUGCUGCUAGCAGCGGAAAGUACUUAUGGCGAUGACCCCCCACACCGCUGAGGUAGCUCGUCUCUACCAGACAGAGUUUAUCCGUAGCGCCCGGGCGGUGGGCGUCCUCUGGGCUGUGUGCACCCUCUGCUUCGCCAUCAUCGAGGUUGUCAUCCUAAUACAGCCCUCCUGGGUGGGCACCAGAGAGGUUCACUACCAGGGAGGGGGCCCCGUGCCAAAGACAGGCACCCUGGGACUGUUCGAGGUGUGUGUGGAGUCUGACUGGCCGGUCCCAGAGUGUCGUGGCUCCCUGAGCACUCUGACCCCUCUCCCAGCCUUCCAGUCCCCUGCUGUGCUGGUUUGCAUGUCCCUGACCAUGGUCUGGAGCAGCGUCGGCUGCCUCUCGCUCUUCAGAUUCUGCAACGCCGCCACCGUCUACAAAAUCUGUGCUUGGCUGCAGCUUACUGCAGGGUUCUGCCUGGCUCUUGCCUGCGUGCUGUUCCCUGACUCGUGGGAUUGUGCGGACAUGCGGGACCUGUGUGGUGAUGGGGUGACCAGUUUCUCCUCUGGAAACUGCUCUGUGCACUGGGCCUUUGUCCUGGCCCUGUUGGGGGUCUUGGAUGCUGCCAUCCUGGCCACUCUGGCCUUUGUACUGGGCAACCGACAGGACGCUCUGCUUCCAGAGGACACCAAGGAUGGUGAGAAUAGCACAAUAUACUACAAUAUCCAUAAUGCCUUGUGUAACAUAUCCUCUUAUUCCUGUUAUUGUUAUUGACCGUACGCUUGUUUUACUCCAUGUGUAACUCUGUGUUGUUGUUUUUGUCACACUGCUUUGCUUUAUCUUGGCCAGGUCGCAAUUGUAAAUGAGAACUUGUUCUCAACUAGCCUACCUGGUUAAAUAAAGGUGAAAUAAAAUAAAAAUGUAAAAUUAAAAAAUUCUACUCAUAUGUCCCGAUAGCAAGGACGGUGAGGAUAGCAUUUGUAGUCAAACACAUCACACACAUCACAUCUCCACAGUUUGUUGUUGUUGUUACAGCCUGAAUUUAAAAUGGAUUUACAUGUUGUGUCACUGGCCUAAACACAAUACCGCAUAACGUCAAAGUGGAUUUAUGUUUUUAAGACAUUUUUACAAAUUAAUUGAAAUGAAAAGCUGAAAUGUCUUGAGUCAGUAAGUAUUGGCAAGCCUAACUAAGUUCAGGAGUAAAAAUGUGCCUAACAAUAUGUUGCAUGAACUCUGCGUGCAAUAAUAGUGUUUAACAAGAUUUUUGAAUGACCCCCAAACAUACAGUUAUCUGUAAGGUCUCUCAGUCGAGCAGUGAAUUUCAAACACAGAUUCAACCACAAAGACCAGGUAGGUUUUCCAAAGUCUCACAAAGGAGGGCACCUAUUGGUAGAUGGGUACAAAUAAAAAAAAAAGCAGCCAUCUUUGAGCAUGGUGAAGUUAUUAAUUACACUUUGGAUGGUGUAUCACUACACCCAGUCACUACAGAGAUACAGGCGUCCUUCCUAACUCAGUUGCGGGAGAGGAAGGAAACUGCUCAAGGAUUUCACCAUGAGGCCAAUGGUGACUUUAAAACAGUUUCAGUGUUUAAUGACUGUGAUAGGAGAAAACUGAGGAUGACAUUCAUCAGAAACUUCCUUCAUUCACCGUGGAGCUUUGUCCACCAAACUGAUCAGAAAAUGUUUCUAGCAUGUUACGUAGCCGAGUAAUGAAUUAUUUUGCUCUUCACUCGCGUAGUAGCCUAGGCUACGCAUUAUCUAAUGUCGGUUGCUAAUGAUAAAGAACAGAACAUCUGUCCCUUCUGUCAGUGUGCACAAGGAAGCAGGAGGGUCGAAGUCAGGCGCAGCAGACACAAGUCCGUGAACACACAUAACUUUAAUAAUUAUCCACACGUUGCCAAGAAAACAGAUAAGGCAGGGCAAGGCAAAACAAACGCCCAAACAAACAGCCCGCACGCAGCUUAGGGACGCAGCCCACAAACACGCUGCACCAAAACCCACAGGCAGAGGUAAAAAAAAACACCUGUACCUCUGAACAAAACACCUGUACCUCUGAACAAAACACCUGUACCUCUGAACAAAACACCUGACAACAAAUAAUCACUCACACAGCACAACCUACACAGAACGACUAAAUACCUUCCCCCACUAAUGAACUAAUACUGAACAGGUUCCAACUAAACUAGACCUGACCGACAGAAAGUAAAAGAGGAUCGGUGGCAGCUACUUGGCCGGCGACGACGAUCGCAGAGCGCCGCCCGGGCGAGGAGGGGCGCCACCUUCCGUCGAUGUUGUGACACCUUCAGACUGUAACAACCCUCUUGUCUAAUGUUGGUUACUAAUGGUAAAGAACAGACAUCUGUCCCUUCAGACUGUAACAACCCUCUUGUCUAAUGUUGGUUACUAAUGGUAAAGAACAGACAUCUGUCCCUUCAGACUUUAACAACCCUUGUGUUUCUUGUCUUCCC